AUGAGUGACACUCCCCGAGAGAUACCGGGUUUCUACUGGGACCCGGAGAAGAAGAGAUACUUCAAGGUUGAAAAGUCUCAGACAGCGCCCCCCACAGCGCAGUGGUCCUCAUCAUCCGUGAAGCGUCGUGAGCACGAGUCCCAAGUCGCAGAGCAGGCAGCCAAGAGGCAACAGCUCACAAAGAACCAUGUGAAGCGCAGCGUCUUGACCCGUGAUGCUGUUGCCUCGGGGCUCCUUGCUCGCGAGACGGAGAUUGACAGGACUGCGGAGGCUGGCCGUGGUAAGCGCGAGAACGGGGACGUGCUCGCCGCUGCGUGGGCUCGAGAGGUGACUGCCAAGGGAAAGAUCUCGUUUGGGAUGAGCUGGGAGCUGAGUGGCCAUCCGCACAUGUCGUGCUUUUACAUUGUUGGCAAGGAGAGCGGUUCCAAGUCGGCUAUAGCGUACUCGGCGUUGGAUUCACAGUUUAUGGUUGGAACCUACAUUGAGCCCACGGAGGCGGCUGUUGUACUAUCUCGCCCGCAGAGACCAGCAGCAGGCUCACUGCCAACUUACAACAUUGUUCAUUGUUCUCAUACGUCGUCGAUCAAGUACCAUGCGCCAUCGAAUAGGAUGCUCCUCACUUCAUCAGAGCCAAAUGUCGGUGGCACCUUGGUUCUGUUCCGGCCUCCCCUGGAUGACGUCUCCAGUGGAAGGAACUGGAGUUUGGACAUUGACCACAUGGCCAUUCCACUUGGAAAAAAGUGGUGCGUCGCCCAUCAGAGUACUCCUGCGCCGGCAGCAUCAAAUCUCCUAUGCGUGGUGGGCACCUCUGAUGGAAUCAUGAGCAUUCACUCCGACGAGACGCCUCGCUGGCUCAAUCCCCGCCCUCCCAAUCUCGGCCUUGAUGCAAGAGCGGAAAGGCCAACGCCGAGGGGACGCUUCAAUCGGCCACGAAAAACGCCGUUUGAGAUAUUCUCCCAGGACUUCCAGGUCGACAAUCACAAUGUGCUGUUCGCAGGCGGCCGGCAGCCUCGCCUCUGGAUUAGCGAUCUCAGAGCGCCGGCGGUCGAAUGGAGCUCCAUUAAGCACGGCUCUUCCAUCGCACACGUGCGCAGCAUCAACCCCUACCAGGUCAUCGUCGCCGGCUUACGGGACUGCAUGUCCGUCUACGACACUCGCUUCCUCCAGACUGGCGAGCAAAAAGACGCGGCGGGUCGAAACGCCUCGUCUCCGGUGCUCGACUUCUCCGAGUACCGCAACCAGGCACGGUUUGACAUUGGCUGGGACGUGUGUCCAGAGCUCAACCUCGUGGCCUCGGCGCAGGACGAUUCCACGGUCAAGCUCUUCUCGCUGAGCUCGGGCGGCCUCGUGCGCGCCGGCACAGACUUGGAGGGCUUCAGGGCCAAGAAUCCCGUCAAGGCGCUCAUGUUCCAGACGCUGCGUGGAGAGAGGCUUCCGAACCUGUACAUGGCUGACGGCGCGUAUUUGAAGAAGUUUGGAUGCGCGCCGGCUAGCGAUGGCGAUCAGGAGUGA
This is a messenger RNA of Trichoderma reesei QM6a, 1512 nucleotides long. RefSeq lists its product as uncharacterized. The record is from RefSeq and is a predicted model, not a curated record. The transcript is spliced from 5 exons. Gene Ontology annotation, cellular component: Cul4-RING E3 ubiquitin ligase complex. Bases 1 to 1512 code for a protein of 503 amino acids. Lineage: Eukaryota; Fungi; Ascomycota; Sordariomycetes; Hypocreales; Hypocreaceae. Gene Ontology annotation, molecular function: protein binding.